This is a messenger RNA of Cannabis sativa, 1953 nucleotides long. RefSeq names its product D-xylose-proton symporter-like 3, chloroplastic. The record is from RefSeq and is a predicted model, not a curated record. Gene Ontology annotation, biological process: transmembrane transport. Gene Ontology annotation, molecular function: transmembrane transporter activity. Lineage: Eukaryota; Viridiplantae; Streptophyta; Magnoliopsida; Rosales; Cannabaceae. The transcript has 14 exons. The coding region runs from base 21 to 1727 and encodes 568 amino acids. Gene Ontology annotation, cellular component: membrane.
UGUGUGUCUAGUGAUUCACAAUGGCUUACAGUGUCCCUAGUGGUAGUAGACCUUUGUUGAACCUGAAACUCUCUGAGAAACGCUUCCGCUUUCACAGAUUUAAUAAUGAGAAAACUCAACUCCUUUUCUUUAGUACUACUAAGUCCUACCCAACCACACACUUCUCUGCAACUUUUCAUACUUGCUUCAACUCUAAUUAUGCCGUUUCUUCAAGUCUAAAAGGGGCUAGACUUGGAUUCACUGCCAAGGCUGGAGCUCAGGAAGGGUAUUCUUCAGGGGAAGAAGCUGAGUCGGUUGUUGAUGAGGCAAAUUAUCAAGAGGAGUUUUCUUGGUUUUCUGUGAUAUUGCCGUUUUUGUUUCCUGCAUUGGGAGGUUUGUUAUUUGGGUAUGACAUUGGUGCGACUUCCGGUGCCACAAUCUCAUUGCAAUCUCCUGAGCUUAGCGGCACAGAUUGGUUCAACUUUGGCGCUGUUCAGCUUGGUCUUGUGGUAAGUGGAUCCCUAUAUGGAGCUCUUCUUGGUUCCUCCCUUGUGUACCCAAUUGCUGAUUUUCUUGGAAGGAGGAGGGAACUUAUCAUAGCAGCUUUACUAUAUCUGUUAGGAGGUCUGAUCACUGCAAAUGCACCAGGGCUUAGUGUUCUCUUAGUAGGACGGCUUCUUUAUGGCCUUGGUAUUGGCUUGGCAAUGCAUGGGGCUCCUCUUUAUAUUGCAGAAACAUGUCCGUCUCAAAUUCGUGGAACUCUAGUAUCGUUAAAGGAGCUUUUCAUAGUUCUGGGAAUCUUGUUGGGUUACUUUGUAGGAAGCUUUCAGAUUAAUGCUGUAGGGGGGUGGCGUUUCAUGUUUGGUCUUAGUGCCCCUGUUGCUGUACUUAUGUUGCUAGGCAUGUGGAGUCUUCCACCGUCUCCACGGUGGUUGCUUCUCAGGGCUGUUCAAGGUAAAGGGCCUGUGCAAGAAUUGAAAGAGAAAGCCAUUGUAGCCCUGAGCAAACUGAGAAGACGACCUCUUGGUGAUAAAGUAUCUGAGAAGCAAAUAGAAGAUACUUUGGUUUCAUUGAAAUAUGCCUAUAAGGAUCAGGAAUCUGAGGGUAGUUUCAUGGAGGUCUUUCAAGGCCCGAAUUUGAAGGCAUUUGUGAUUGGUGGUGGUUUAGUUCUUUUUCAGCAGAUAACUGGGCAACCAAGUGUACUAUAUUAUGCUGGUUCAAUUCUUCAGACUGCAGGAUUCUCUGCUGCCUCUGAUGCAACCCGAGUGUCAGUUGUAAUUGGUUUGUUUAAGUUGUUAAUGACAUGGAUAGCUGUCCUGAAAGUUGAUAAUCUUGGAAGAAGACCCUUGUUGAUCGGAGGUGUCAGUGGCAUUGCUGUUUCCUUAUUUCUUCUCUCUGCUUAUUACAAAUUUCUUGGGGGGUAUCCACUUGUUGCUGUAGCUGCUUUGCUUCUCUACGUAGGUUGUUACCAGAUAUCCUUUGGGCCUAUUAGUUGGCUGAUGGUGUCAGAAAUCUUUCCUAUUCGUACAAGAGGAAGAGGAAUUAGUCUUGCAGUUCUUACUAAUUUCGGUUCAAAUGCUGUUGUAACAUUUGCAUUCUCUCCACUAAAGGAGUUGUUGGGAGCAGAAAACCUUUUCCUCCUUUUUGGAGCUAUUGCUCUAUUAUCACUUAUUUUUGUUGUAGUUUAUGUCCCAGAAACCAAAGGAAUGAGCUUGGAAGAUAUAGAAUCCAAAAUCUUGAACAAAUAAGUACCAAGACAGCAAUUGCCACCACCAUCGUAUUUUCAUGAUAACUCUGUUGACUUUUAUGUGCAUACUAGUGUUGCCUUGAGAGAUAAUGAUAUGUUCUGUAAUUAUAUAUUUAUGCUCUUUACCUGAACAGACUUGAAUAAGGGAACUGUAAGCUAUAAAUAAUGGCAUUCGAUUUUUUUAGCAAUAAUUUAGAGAAGAUUCAAAGCUUGUGUUUCAACUCAAA